AUUCUAUUCUUUAUAGUGCAUAUUUAUCCAGAUGUAUAUUAAAAUUUGUGAAACUGAUAGUUAGAUUCGCCACACAGAAAAAUAACAACAAAAGGAACCAAAUUACAUUUAACGGUGAAAACGUGACGCCACUUCCCUAGGUUUCCAUUGGUUUCAAAAGUACACAUUCCUCAAACACCAAAGAAUGGUUCACAUCGAAAUUAGGUCCUUAUUUCGACAAAUACACCAUAGAACAAAUAAUUGUAUAUUUGACGAAAGUGCCCACACGCGCCUAUGCCGUACAGCAGUGGCUGCCCCUUUUGUUCACUGGAGUUCCUGAAUUAUUCCUAUCACAAUGAAAUUACUAGGAUAUUGUGUUGUCGUGUAAACCAUUUACCCCACAUUUCUUGUGAUAAGAUAGUGUUUUAUGUGAUUAAUAAAUCGAUCUGCAAUCGUCCCAUUUACCGAGCUGGGGUGAGAGAUUUUGCAGCACGCAAGCUUGAGGAGCCCUGAGUAAUGUAAGCUUGAACAGCUCCUGUCCCAGCAGUGGCCAUCGGCACAAUGGGGCUGGACUUUGACGUGAAGACUUUCUGCCACAACCUCCGAGCCACCAAGCCCCCUUACGAGUGCCCAGUGGAGACCUGUCGCAAGGUCUACAAGAGCUACAGCGGCAUUGAGUACCACCUCUACCAUUACGACCAUGACAACCCCACGCCUGCACAGGGCAUGCCCCAGAAGAAGAGGAAGGGGCGCCCCCCUCGCAUGACCCUGGUGGGGACCGGGGACGGGGAGGGAGGGCUGGGAAAGGGAGGUGGGCCAGGGCAGGCAGGGAACACCCCUGGGAGUCCUAAUCAGUCAGAGCACUCCCACUCCCCAGGCAGGGAGACGAUGACCUAUGCCCAGGCCCAGCGCAUGGUGGAACUGGAGAUCCAUGGACACAUCCACCGCAUCAGCAUCUUUGAGAACAUUGACGUGGUAUCGGAGGACGACAGUGGGGACGAGGACCCUCCGUCCUCGGGCGGAGGUGGGGGAGGGGUGUGUAAUGGGGGCGACAGCGGGGGAGGAGGGAGUGAGGUGGGGGGCAAGGACAGGCCAGACACCCCUGCUGCUAACGGGGGGAAGGCCACACCCAAGUCCGGGAAGCACAAGAGUAAAGAGAAAAAGAAGGAGGGAUCGUCACACCACCACAGCGCUUCCUCUGGCCCAGCGGUCAAGCUGCCUGAGGUGGUGUACAGAGAGCUUGACCAGGAGAGGCCUGACGCACCCACACGACAGUCAUCUUAUUACAGGUACAUAGAUAAGUCAGUGGAGGAGCUGGAUGAGGAGGUGGAGUAUGACAUUGAUGAGGAGGACUAUAUCUGGCUGGACAUCAUGAAUGACAAGCGGCGUAGUGACGGGGUGACGCCCAUCCCCCAGGAGGUGUUUGAGUACCUCAUGGACCGGCUGGAGAAAGAGUCCUACUUCGAGAGCCACAACAAGACGGACCCCAGCGCCCUGAUCGACGAGGACGCCGUCUGCUGCAUCUGUAACGACGGCGAGUGUCAGAACAGCAACGUGAUCCUGUUCUGUGAUAUGUGUAACCUGGCCGUGCACCAGGAGUGUUACGGCGUGCCCUACAUCCCUGAGGGCCAGUGGCUGUGUCGCCGCUGCCUCCAGUCCCCCAGCCGCGCCGUCGAUUGUGCCCUCUGCCCCAACAAGGGUGGGGCCUUUAAACAGACGGACGAUGCACGCUGGGCCCACGUGGUGUGUGCACUCUGGAUUCCCGAGGUGUGUUUUGCCAACACAGUCUUCCUGGAGCCCAUCGACAGCAUCGAGCACAUCCCCCCGGCGCGCUGGAAGCUCACCUGCUACAUCUGCAAGCAGCGCGGCUCAGGGGCCUGCAUUCAGUGCCACAAGGCCAACUGCUAUACAGCCUUCCACGUGACCUGUGCCCAGCAGGCCGGCCUCUACAUGAAGAUGGAGCCCGUCAGGGAGACCGGCGCCAAUGGCACCUCAUUCAGCGUCCGCAAGACCGCCUACUGCGACAUCCACACCCCGCCCGGCUUAGCACGCCCCCUCGGAGGGGUGGGAGGGGCUAGCAUGGGCUCCUCCCAUAGUGAAGGCGAGCUGGAAGAGGACGAUGAGCCCAGUAUAGGUCACGAUGACGACACCAAGGGCUGGAGCUCAGAGCGGGCAAAGAGGGCCAAGGCCAAGUCCAGACUGAAGAUGAAGAGAGCCAGGAAGAUACUGGCUGAGAAGAGGAACGCUGCGCCCGUGGUGUCUGUGCCCUGUAUACCCCCACACAGGCUCAGUAAAAUCACCAGUAACCUGACAGUGCCCAGGAAGAGCCAGUUUAUGCAGCGACUGCACAGUUACUGGACCCUGAAGAGGCAAAGCCGGAAUGGUGUCCCUCUGCUGCGCCGGCUCCAGACCCACCUGCAGUCACAGCGCAACACUGAGCAGCUACAGCCACAGCCUCAGGCGCCGCAGUCGCAGGUUACCACGUUAACCACCACACAGUCUCUGUCUGGUGUUGUUAUCACAGCGAGGGACAGUGAGGAGAAUAACUUGGCUCUGAAGGAGCAGCUGAAAGCAUGGCAGAGACUGAGACAUGACCUGGAGAGAGCCAGACUACUGGUGGAGCUCAUCCGCAAGAGAGAGAAACUCAAGAGAGAGACGAUCAAGGUGCAGCAGAUGGCGCUAGAGAUGCAGCUGACUCCCUUCCUGGUCCUGCUGAGGAACACACUGGAACAGCUACAGGACAGAGACACCAGCAACUUCUUCACUGAGCCUGUCCCCCUGGCCGAGGUGCCAGACUACCUGGACCACAUCGAGAGGCCCAUGGACUUCCAGACCAUGUGGAACCUACUAGAGGCUCACCGCUACCUCAGCUUCGAAGCAUUUGAGGCAGACUUCGGCCUCAUCGUCAACAAUUGCCUCAAAUACAACGCCAAGGACACAGUGUUCUACCGCGCUGCUUUGCGCCUCCGGGAGAUGGGUGGGACCGUGAUCAGGACUGCCCGCAGACAGGCAGAGCGAAUCGGCUUGAACUAUGACACAGGUAUGCACCUCCCUCGAGAGCCCAGCCCGGACAGCCAACGUGACAGAGAGAGAGACCGAGAGAGGGACAGGGACCAGGAACGAGAGAGGGACAGGGACCAGGAACGAGAGAGGGACGGAGACGGAGACAGGCCCCUGUCUUCCAAUGAGGAUGACCUGCUCUUACCAGAGAACCGGCGGCGGCUGCCAUUGGAGGAGCAGCUGUGUUUCCUUCAGGCGCGCUUUGAUGAGGUCAGCUCAGGGAAGCACAGCAUUGGUCGGUCACGGCGUGCCAAAGCCCUGAGGAAAGAAAUGACGGUCAUCAAGAGGAAACUUGCCCACCAGAGAGAGGGAGGCUCGGGCAUGGGGGGCAGGGACUCAGGGGGCGGGGGGGACAGGGGACCAUCCCUCCCCCAUCACCCCUCAUCCACAGGACGCCACGACGAGGGGGAAGAGAGCAGCAGUCAGGAGAUCAGUGGCAAGGAUUUAAGUGCAUUGUCCUCGGCUCUAGCUCCAGAGGUGGGACGUCGUACCUCUGUCCUCUUCUCCAAGAAGAACCCCAAAAUGGCCGGACCCCCCAAGAGGCCGGGCCGUCCCCCUAAGAACAGAGACGCGGGACACGGAGGGGCAGGGGUGAGCCCCAGUCCAAUAGGUCCCCCUCAGCUGGCCCUCUUGUCUCCCCCUCGGCAGAGGAAGAGACCCCACAGCAGCUCCAGCUCCGAGAGCGACAGUGAUAUCGACAACCUCCUCCCGAGCCUGCCCACUAACGGUUUUGGCGGGGCCAACCAGCCGGUGACGGAGAGUUUUCGGGUGUACAGGAACGAGAGGAGCCUUCCUCGAUCCAGCUCUGACUCUGAAUCCACCACCAGCAGCAGCAGUAGUGCUGCCUCUGACAGAACCAGUACCACUCCGUCUAAGCAGGGCCGGGGGAAGCAGUCGUUCUCUCGUUCAACCUUCCAGGAGGACAGCAGUGAGGAGACAUCAGGGACAGAGAACGACUCCUACUCUGUGGGAGGGUCACGCAGCGUCUCACACUUAGGGUGGGGCCGGGGCCGAUCAGGUUGUAGGACGCCAUCAGAUGACUACUCUUCCCUUGAUGCUCUGGACCUGGUGUGGGCCAAGUGUAGAGGCUAUCCUUCAUACCCUGCUUUGAUCAUAGAUCCUAAAAUGCCCAGUGAGGGGGUAUUCCACAGAGGGGUUCCUAUCCCCGUGCCCCCUCUGGAUGUCCUGAAGCUGGGGGAGCAGAUGACCCAAGAGGCCCGGGAACACCUCUUCCUGGUACUCUUUUUCGACAACAAGAGAACCUGGCAGUGGCUGCCGCGUUCUAAGCUGGUUCCUCUGGGGGUGGACCGGGAGCUGGACAAGGAGAAGAUGCUGGAGGGAAGGAAGUCCAACAUCCGCAAGUCAGUGCAGGUGGCCUACCACCGCGCCAUGCAGCACCGCAACAAGGUCCAGGGAGACCCCAGCAGCGACACCAGCGACAGCGACUGAGCACUCGCACACAUAUGCACGGGCUGCACACUCACACAGAUAUGCCCAACACACACACACACACGUCUUUGCUGGCCUCCCCAGGUAUUGAUAGGGUAUUGGUUUCAGAUCUGUGGGUUUUGAGCUACCCUGUGGCCUUGGACAGCCUAGUACCCAGCACACAGAACAAUAUGCCAGUAAUACCUAUUGGAAAGCACAUGUAACACUCUCUUUCCAACACACACACACACACACACACACGUUGUUGGCACACACAGUGGUAUUUAAUCUGAGAUGUAAAAUAUGUAUUUAAGAGAAUUGAAACAAAAAGCUAUUAAGAAAAAAUGAUAUUCCCAGAAUCAUGAUUGGGAAUUGUCCUUCUAUAUGGUUGAUGAGUGUUUACCAGCGACUGAAGAACAUGGGCUCGCAUCACACAGAUAUGCACACACACACACACACACACACACACACACACACACACACACACACACACACACACAUAUACAUAUAUAUUUAUAUAUAUAUAUAUAUACACACACACACACACAGUUGAAGUUUACAUACACUUAGGUUGGAGUCAUUAAAACUUGUUUUUCAACCACUCCACACAUUUCUUGUUAACAAACUAUAGUUUUGACAAGUCGGUUAGGACAUCAACUUUGUGCAUGACACAAGUAAUUUUUCCAACAAUUGUUUACAGACUGAUUAUUUCACUAUUUCAGUGUACCACAAUUCCAGUGGGUCAGAAGUUUACAUACACUAAGUUGACUGUGCCUUUUAAAUAGCUUGGAAAAUUCCAGAAAAUUAUGUCAUGGCUUCUGAUAGGCUAAUUGACAUAAUUGAGUCAGUUGUAGGUGUACCUGUAGAUGUAUUCCAAGGCCUACCUUCAAACUCAGUGCCUCUGCUUGACAUCAUGGGAAAAUCAAAAGAAAUCAGCCAAGACCUCAGAAAAAAAAUUGUAGACCUCCACAAGUCAAUUUCCAAACGCCUGAAGGUACCACGUUCAUCUGUACAAACAAUAGUACGCAAGGAUAAACACCCUGGGACCACGCGAAAAGUGCAAAUCAUUCCCAGAACAGCAAAGGACCUUGUGAAGAUGCUGGAGGAAACGGGUAGAAAAGUAUCGACAUGACCUGAAAGGCCGCUCAGCAAGGAAGAAGCCACUGCUCCAAAACCGCCAUAAGAAAGCCAGACUACGGUUUGCAACUGCACAUGGGGACAAAGAUCGUACUUUUUGGAGAAAUGUCCUCUGGUCUGAUGAAACAAAAAUAUAACUGUUUGGCCAUAAUGACCAUUGUUAUGUUUCUAGGAAAAAGGGGGAGGCUUGCAAGCCGAAGAACACCAUCCUAACCGUGAAGCACGGGAGGUGGCAGUAACAUGUUGUGGGGGUGCUUUGCUGCAGGAGGGAAGUAGUGCACUUCACAAAAUAGAUGGCAUCAUGAGGUGGGAAAAUCAUUUGGAUAUAUUGAAGCAACAUCUCAAGACAUCAGUCAGGAAGUUACAGCUUGGUUGCAAAUGGAUCUUCCAAAAGGACAAUGACCCCAAGCAUACUUCCAAAGUUGUGGCAAAAUGGCUUAACGACAACAUAGUCAAGGUAUUGGAGUGGCCAUCACAAAGCCCUAACCUCAAUCCUAUAGAAAAUGUGUGGGCAGAACUGAAAAAGUGUGUGUUCCGAGUAAGGAGGCUUACAAACCUGACUCAGUUACACCAGCUCUGUCAGGAGGAAUGGGCCAAAAUUCACCCAACGUAUUGUGGCAAGCUUGUGGAAGGCUACCCUAAACGUUUGCCCCAAGUUAAACCAUUUUAAACGCAAUGCUACCAAAUACUAAUUGAGUGUAUGUAAACUUCUGACCCAUUGAGAAUGUGAUGAAAGAAAUAAAAGCUGAAAUAAAUCAUUCUCUCUAUUAUUAUUCUGACAUUUCACAUUCUUAAAAUAAAGUGGUGAUCCUAUCCUUUUACUAGGAUUAAAUGUCAGGAAUUGUGAAAAACUGUGUUUAAAUGUAUUUGGCAAAGGUGUAUGUAAACUUCCGACUUCAACUGUACAUUCAAACAGGGCAAUGCAUAUGCACACACACACAUCCACACACCCUAUGGUAUGCACUUAUGGUUCCACAGUAUCACUGGUCCAACACCCUCUCUACACAACUCCCUCUGCCCGCCCCCUCGGAUCCCCGUGUCCAAUCACGGCUUAGUGGAGCACGGUGUUGGCCGGCAUGGCCAAUCGACUGUAAGCAAAGCAGCUUCCUCUGUUAUUUAUUCCGUCUCCCAAGGACCUCCCGUCUUCUUCUCUCUACUAGUCUGACGGACUGUCUCCACAACAUUGCAUUGCGCAGUCGUUUCCUCCACUCUUCCGUAUGUGUUUAUUUUGUUUCUUUAGUUUACGUCUCUUUUUGUUCUUGUCUGUUUGUACUAUUCUGGCCGCUGGCGAAUAAUGAAGACUAAUGUAAAUGUGAUGAGAAACACACGCCAGCCUCACUGUCUGUUCUAGUCUCGGGCCAAUGGCUUUAGAACUUUUUAUAUAUACAGAUUACAUAAAAUAGAAGUUUAAUAAAAUAAUUGAGUUUUGUA
Salvelinus fontinalis (brook trout) is the source of this 7035-nucleotide messenger RNA. RefSeq names its product peregrin-like. Gene Ontology annotation, cellular component: MOZ/MORF histone acetyltransferase complex. Gene Ontology annotation, biological process: regulation of transcription by RNA polymerase II. NCBI's taxonomy places the organism in Eukaryota, Metazoa, Chordata, Actinopteri, Salmoniformes, Salmonidae. The coding region runs from base 541 to 4488 and encodes 1315 amino acids. The transcript is spliced from 16 exons. Gene Ontology annotation, molecular function: protein binding. The record is from RefSeq and is a predicted model, not a curated record.